GCUGACUGGUGCCUAUAUUAAGAAGAAACACUAUUUCUUACUCAAGUUUCAUCAAAUGGCUUUUGAAAAGCCAUACCCAAUUUUGCUAUCUCUCUUACUUGCUUUGCUUUCGCAUUCUGUAGUCUCUCAAGCUUCCAAGAACAUAUCCCUGGGCAGUUCACUGACUGCAGUUGAAAAUGGCUCCUUCUGGCCUUCACCAUCUGGUGAUUUUGCAUUUGGUUUCCAGAAAAUUGAGAAAGAUGGGUUCCUACUAGCCAUCUGGUUCAACAAAAUACCAGAAAAAACUGUUGUCUGGUCAGCCAAGGGACAAAAUCUUGCUCCAAAGGGUUCCAAAGUUGAGCUCACUUCAGAUGGUUCUUUCCAACUCGUUGAUCCCACUGGUAAGCAAAUUUGGAGUGCUACCCCUAUAGGAUUUGGAGUUUCUUAUGCUGCUAUGCUUGAUACUGGUAACUUUGUGUUGGUUGGUCAAGGAUCUCAAAAUUGGUGGCAAACUUUUGAUCAUCCUACUGACACAAUUUUACCAGGACAGGUUUUGCAUCAACCUGCUCAACUUGUUUCACACUUUUCACCGAAUAAUUAUUCAAAGGGGAGAUUUAUGUUUGCACUACAAGAUGAUGGGAAUUUUGUGCUUUACACAACUGAUUUCCCAGCUGAUUCUGUAAAUUCUGCUUAUUGGAGUACCCAGGUUUUUGGCAGUGACUUCUCAGUGGUCUUUAACCAAGCUGGUCUUCUAUUUGUUCAAAGAAGUAAUCAAAGUAUAAUCCAAACAAUAUCAUCUCUGAAGGACAUCUCUGCGCAAAAUCUUUACCAGAGAGCUGUUCUUGAAUAUGAUGGAGUCUUUCGGCACUAUACAUAUCCCAAGGGUAGUAACUCCAGUACAAGAAAUCUGCCUAUGGCCUGGUCAAUUCAAUCUGUGACACCUUCAAAUAUUUGUAUGAGAAUUAAUGGACAAACAGGAGGUGGAGCUUGUGGAUUCAACAGCUACUGUAACUUUGAUGGUAAGAACAAAAGUUGCCACUGUCCAGUCGGUUAUAGCAUCAUUGAUCCAAAUGAUGUGAUGAAAGGAUGCAAACAAAGCUUUGUUCUACAAAGUUGUGAUGAACCUUCUUCCGAAGCACACCUUUUUGAUUUCAUUGAGAUGCCUCAUAUCGAUUGGCCAAAUUGUGACUACGAAUACUUCAAACCAGUAAAUGAAGAUUGGUGUAGACAAGCUUGUUUAGAGGAUUGCCUUUGUGUGGCUGCUUCUUUCAACGAUGGGGCAUGUUCCAAGAAGAACCUACCUCUCUUUAAUGGAAGGUUUGAUUCAUCAUUCCCAGGGAAAGCUCUAGUCAAAAUAAGAAAAGGUAAUUCCUCUACUCUGGUUCGUGGAGAUAUUAAUCCAAAGAAUGGCAAAUCAAAGUUAUUUGUUAUUGGCUUGAUACUUUUAGGCAGUUCAGUGUUCUUGAUCUUGCUCUUGGUGGUGGCAGUUUGUGGGGUUUUAUAUUGGUUUCGCCAUACUGAUCAAAGGGUUCCCAAACCAGGUCGAUUUGUGUCAAACAUGAGCCUUAUAAGUUUCACUUAUGAAGAGUUACUAGAAGGCACAAAUGGAUUCUCAGAAGAAUUGGGUCAUGGUGGAUUUUCUGUUGUCUACAAAGGUGUUAUGCCAAAUCUUCAAAAGAACUUUGUUGCAGUUAAAAAAUUAAAAAUGGUGGAUGGAAGUGAGAAGGAAUUUGAAGCAGAAGUGAGUGCAAUUGGUCAAACACACCAUAGGAAUCUGGUGAAACUUUUGGGAUUCUGUAAUGAAGGAGAGCAUAGGCUACUUGUGUAUGAGUUCAUGAGUAAAGGGACUUUAGCAAACUUUCUUUUUGAAGGCAAAAGACCAACCUGGCAUCAAAGGAUGCAAAUUGCAAUAGGUACAGCUAAAGGACUCCUGUACCUGCAUGAAGAAUGCACCUCUCAAAUUAUCCAUUGUGACAUCAAACCUCAAAAUGUCUUGAUUGAUGACUCUUGUACAGCUAAAAUUUCAGACUUUGGUCUGGCAAAGCUAUUGAAGAUUGACCAAACUGUAACUACAACAGCAAUUAGGGGAACUAGAGGGUAUGUGGCAUCUGAGUGGUUCAAACACAAGCCAAUUACUACAAAAGUGGAUGUUUAUAGCUUUGGAGUUUUGUUAUUAGAGAUCAUUUGUUGCAGAAAGAACUUUGAUAGGAAUGUUGAAGAUGAGAAUAAGAUGGUACUGAUAGAUUGGGCAUGGGAUUGCUUUCACUCUGGUAGAUUUGACUUGUUAGUGGAAGAUGAUGAGGAAUUGCUUACUGACAUGAAGAGGGUGGAGAAGUAUGUGCUGAUCAGUAUUUGGUGCACUCUAGAGGAUCCAUUACUGAGACCCACCAUGAAGCAAGUUGUACUCAUGCUUGAAGGAUUCAUGGAUGUGCCAGAUCCUGAUGUUCUGGAAUCUAUUGAAAGCUAAAGGUUAUAUUGUUGGCUCAUGCAAUGUGUGGCUGUGGCGGAUGAUGGGUGUUUGUGUUUUGACUUGAAUAAGAAGUAAGACGAAGGAGGUUGGAAUACUGGGAGAGAGGAUCAUUGAUCGCUGAACCUUUGCAAGCUCUCAAUAUGAUGUUGGUCUUUUUCUUAAAAGGAAGCUCUCAUUUUUCUUUUGUUGUGUUUUGGGCUUCUUUUGCUUUCUUCUUCCGCCAAGUUGCUUUUCUUUUUUGUAAAUUUAAUUUCUUCUUCCGUCAUGUUUCUUGGCCAGGGGUUUGAAUCCAUGACUCCUUAGCAUACCAAAAGUAAUGUGACUACCAAGCCAUUUAGUCAUAUAAUGCAAAGAAAGAUAUAUGUAACAAA
Messenger RNA from Neltuma alba, 2820 nucleotides. RefSeq names its product G-type lectin S-receptor-like serine/threonine-protein kinase LECRK1. Gene Ontology annotation, molecular function: ATP binding; protein serine/threonine kinase activity. Lineage: Eukaryota; Viridiplantae; Streptophyta; Magnoliopsida; Fabales; Fabaceae. Gene Ontology annotation, biological process: protein phosphorylation. The transcript has 2 exons. The record is from RefSeq and is a predicted model, not a curated record. Bases 56 to 2446 code for a protein of 796 amino acids.